GUCUCUGUUGAACGUCGCCAUACUUUUUUAUUUUGACAGUACACGCAUUCCUUCUAUUUAGAAUAGAGGUUUUUCAUUGUAGCUUUUUGUGUCUGGACUGACACCGUACAAAAAAGUUUUAUAAAUAUCUUCCUUCGAAUUUGUUACUUUGCAAAGGAAUCCGAGAUACAAUAAACAUUUUCGUAGAUAGGACCAAACAAUAACCACGAAUUCAAAUAAUCAAUUGGCAAUUUCAACUUUUAAUUUAGCUCUAUUUAGCGCGAAUUUGGCGAACAUUUACUCAAUAUGGUGAUAAAUUUGCGAGUUAAAACAUUGGAUUCACAGGAUCAUGAAUUCUCUGUUGAAGAUGACAUCACCGUUAGACAGCUCAAAGAGCGCAUUCAUGAAAAGACCAAUGUGGAAAUUGACCUACAAAGACUCAUCUAUUGCGGACGGGUUAUGAACGAUGAUCAUCCACUUAGCGAUUACAAUGUUAAUGGAAAGGUGAUACAUUUGGUUCAGCGUCCGCCACCUGGUUCAACGCGUGGUGGCAGUAGCAGUAGUAACAACACAGACUCUACCACGAACGAUCGACAUCGCAACAAUGACAGUGGCCGAAAUAAUGUGCCAUUCAUUCACGUUUUGGACGGUACCGUACUUGGCGCAAUGGCGAUUCCAAUGAAUACAAACAGUGGAACAUCACAAUCAAUUACACACUCUAUGAAUCCGUCAUCAACAUUGUGUAUGAACAGAAUCACUGUGGCUCGACACAUGCUGAAUUGUGCCAACAAUAUCGGCGCCUACUUGGAAAAUCCUGAGAGAGGAUUGAAUAAUACGGACAUGGACAUUUUGGCACAGCAAACAAUGGAGUCGACUGUAUUUGAAGUUGGCAUAUCAGCCGUUAGUGAUGCUGACGUUCCGCAACAAGACGUGCAAAAUGUGGUUCAAUUGUUUCAAGGGGCCGUUUCAGCUGCCUUUCAACAGAAUGGGUUACCAAAUAUAACAGUUGAUUCUGUUAAUGGAACCACACAAGCGACCAUUCCGUUGGUUUUUGGCGCCACAGCACCAUCAAUUGAAAUGAAUGCCACCGCUUUGGGCAAUCCAACAGUUCGGGUUAUUGGCGUUAGUCAAAGUCCAAGUGCAAAUUUAAAUUCGGCAUCGUCAAGCAGUAGUACAUCGGCAAAUUCAACAACAAGCUCUUCAAGCUCAACAUCAACAAAUCAAACUCAAUCAUCUGAACCGAAUUCGAGCGAAUCAAGCGAAGACACAGCCACUGGAAACUCGCAACAAACGACGAGCCCACAAACAUUGGCUGAAGUUGUUCAACAGAUGCGCACUGUGCAAAAUCGUCUUGAACCAUUCAUACAGCAGUAUUAUGAUAUAUUGCAGAACGAGCCAACAUUCGAAGAAAAUGAUUCAAGUGCCCGGGAAAAUGCACAACGUAUCUUUGAUCGGGUUUCUGAAGCUCUUCAUUACUUUUCGCACGCUCAACACGCUAUUAGUGAUUUGAUGUUAGAUUUGUCACAAAAUACACCUCGACAUCUUUGCUGUCGUCCAAUCUUGGUUGAACAGUCGGCAUUCGUUAGCUCUGGAUUUGCCAUACCGAGCAUGAUUCACCAUUUGCCGCGCCGUGCCGAUACGAACGGAAAUAACAACACAAAUAAUAAUAACAACAACAACAACAACAACAACGCCACGGCCAACAAUAAUACUUCCCGAAAUGCAGGCGAAACGGCUGCGGCAGCAGCUUCGACCCAAUCAAACGCCACUAGUCGAGGUUCCAACGAGAAUAUUUCGCAAUCACUACGAACAGCUGCGACUCAAUUCCCAGUAGCUCGAUUAAUUCAAGCUGUGAUGGAUUCGGUGCCCGCAAACGCAGAUGUUCAUGUUGAAAUCAAUCAAAAUGCUCCGGUUGGUUUUGAAUCACAGAUUGAAAUCCAGCAACAGCCACAACAGGGAGCAAGCUCAACAGGUGCAACGACGAACAGCACAAAUUCCGAGACAGAGCGCAGUCAAUUCCGAGUUACAACGGCCACGCAUCCGACAACAUCGACCCAGACACGAUCCACCGCAAGACCUCAGGCACAUGCGACGACUGGUAUACCAGUCGGUCAAAUUCGGAAUCUGCGACCAGCUAUGCAACUUUCAUCGUUUGACCGUUAUUUACCAUGCAAUAGCCACCACAUACACGAUUCCGAAAAUCAUCAACAACAACAACAACAACAACAACAACAACAGCAGCAGCAGCAGCCACCGCAGCAACAGCAACAACAACAACAACAGCAGCAGCAACAGCAACAACAGCCACAACAACCACGCACCAAUCGUAUAAGCAUUCAACGAACACCACAAGUGCAUAUUCAGCGCACCGUUCCGAAUUCAGUUCGCUUUGCGAAUUUCCUUAGCAGUCAUUUGCAUGGCCACAUGAAUCGAUCCGCGCCGGUACCUACUACAACUAGCACACCAACACAGCCUCAACAAACAUCUGUCCAAUCAAACGCAUCUGUGCCAGCUCACGGAAGCUUGAAUGAUGCACAAUUGAACACAGUGAUUCCGAUCUUUGGUUCAAAUCAAAUUCAGUUGCAAAUUCGCGAUUUGGUCAAUGUAUCUCCCACUCCAUCAACGUUGAAUCGUAUCCGAAGCGAGCUGCGCGAAUUCUUGAUAAUGAAGCUGUCACUCAGCUCGGGCCCAAACGAAGAGAAUGUAACAUUGGCGGUGAACCACGUAAUUUCACUUCUCAAUCGUUUCUUCUCAUUAUUGCCGGAGCUGAGCAUACCAGACUAUGAUGCAAGAGCUUCAAUUGAAAAUUUAAUACGUAGAACAUUGCCAUUUAUCAUCAAUUUAAUUCGAGACGACGAAUCGGUUGAGUUUGGCACGCGGCUGUUGCGUGAAAUGGUUGUAUUCUCUAAACGAUUCAUUGUCAUAUUGCUUCAUUCGAUCGGUCGCCCUAGUACACAGGACUAUCUGAAAAACGUGGUCGAGGCAAUAUUCACGAGCAUUUUUGCUACAAACGUGAAUGAGGAGACGUCUCGGGUUGCAUUGCAGUGGCUAAGACGUCAUUUAAAUGAAGAAAUUCUGCGACGAUUCCAAGAAAUUCGACUUGAUUCAGUAGACGUAAUCGAAUUUUUGGUUAUACGUCGGCCGCCACCGCCAACACCAACUGAUCAACGUCAAAGUGAACUGAUGGAAACGGAUAUUGAUGAUGAGGCAAACAACGAAUCUAUGGGCGCCGAAGCAAGUGAACCAGCCGAAGAUGUUGAGCCAUUGCCAACGAUUACAUUUGGUUCGGAAAGUUGGCACAACAAUUUCCCAGCCCCGUGGUUACCGAUCAUAACACGCGAUAUAUCACGUCAACGACGACAGAGCCCACAAAGACCAUUCAGUGAUGCGUACAUUUCGGGAAUGUCAUCUAAACGUCGCAAAUUAAUCAAUAACACGAAACCAUUAGCAGCUGAGCCAAAUAACAUUUUGCCACAGACGGUACGUCAAGUUUUGCAAUCACGCAUAUCACAUGGCGGCGCUGCAUCAUCAUCCACGUCUUCAGCUUCUGUGGCGAGUACAGCCGCUUCAUUGGAUGAAGCAAUUUCGUCGAAUCAACACAUACAAGAGCCGUAUGAACAGGCACUAUUGAAUCACGUUCAAAACCGAAUUCGCACCGACUCAGACUUCACACCAGAACGAUUCCCGAAUUGUUCCAAAUGGAUUAGCAAGAAUAAAUAGAAGUAAUCAUAUUUCUCUAAUAUAUCAUGUCUACCGCAGUCCCCCGUGAGCCACUUUACAAAUGAACAUGACAGUCGAUGAAAACAAGCAAUUUUAUCGUCAUCAAAUAUUAUUACCAAAUAUUAAAUAAAAACAAAAACAAAAAAUAACAAAACAUCGUCAUUUUGCUGGUGUUAAUCUCAUUUCUGGAGUGGCCCUCCCUCCCAUCUGCAGGUUCAACAUAAAAAUUUAACUAUAUAUAAAAAUGGUAUCGAAAAUUGUUUAUCGUUUUUCUUUAAAAAAAAAAUAAAUUUCGCAACAACAACAAAAAAA
Sitodiplosis mosellana (orange wheat blossom midge) is the source of this 4011-nucleotide messenger RNA. Its product is annotated as large proline-rich protein BAG6. The transcript is spliced from 14 exons. Bases 286 to 3699 code for a protein of 1137 amino acids. The record is from RefSeq and is a predicted model, not a curated record. Lineage: Eukaryota; Metazoa; Arthropoda; Insecta; Diptera; Cecidomyiidae. Gene Ontology annotation, molecular function: misfolded protein binding; polyubiquitin modification-dependent protein binding. Gene Ontology annotation, cellular component: BAT3 complex.